UUUCUUUGACAAAGUUUAUUAAAUUUGUCUAGAAUUUAUAUUCCUGAAAUUAUGUUUUUCUCUUCCUACCUGAGUUGGGGAUUUUGUCAAUCUAGCAUGGUAAUAAUUAAAAAAGGAUGAAAAAGAAAACAAAUAGUUUUAUGGAUGGAUUAGUUUUUGCUUGCUUCAAGAAAGUCAGGGUACGACAAACAAAACCAUCUUUUGGCCGAACAAUUGAUGAGAUAACUUCUCCUGCUAGUAUGGCAGCAUCGUCAUUAGGCAUGCGAGGUGGUAAUACAUUCUUGUUUCAGAAAGCAGAAGUAAAAGUAAAGACCAGGUUGAGAUGGUUAAUUGAGGCACAUUCGACUAAUGUCCUUCUGUAUCGUCGUCAUCUGAAAUUCAGCAAACAAGAAUACUCGAUUGCAAAAAUUGUUCGCAACAUUAGAGCAGCAGUGGGUUCCUCUUCUGCGGCAUACUUGGAUACUGAUUUCGGUACGGACUUAGAGUUGGUCCGCCACAAAUUGGAGAAGCAAUCGCGAAGGGACAAUGCUGUUAGGGAAAAUAAGGUUGAAGUUUGUCAGGAGCAGGUACCUACCAUAUCGGCCGAAAAGCUACAUGAGUGGAUGACAUAUUCAGUGUCCGAGAUUGUGAAGAACAUCGGCGAGGUGCCUCUUCUUGUGCACAUUUACUCAUCAAAGAAUAAGGGAGGAAUAUCACCAGUAGGAUCCCCACUUACUGCCAUACCAAUAUCCAUAAUUGAUAAAAAGAAAGCUGAUCCGGAUACCUGGGUUGGUGUUACUAGGAGAUGGGAAGAAGGAAAUCCCGUCCCUGAUGGGAUUAUCCUGGUUGAACAACUAAAUGUGGACAACCACAGCUACAAUGGUAUCAAAGUUGAAACUCCCAAUAUGACCAACAUUAGCAGCAGCAACACAAAAACAUGGGGGGUCGUGAUCCAGGGUAGAGGAGUUGAUUCUGCUUCCUCAUGCUACAUCCUCAAGACAUGUCGAAUCGGGUCAUUAUUAGGAUUCUGCACUCACUUCUGCUUGAUAAAGGCUAAAUGUUUUGCGGAAGUUGCAGAUAUACAGCUAAAGAACUCAUGGCUGCUUAAUCAACUAAACAAUUAGAGGAAGUGGGACUUCCAAGACAGGAUUAGGAAGCUGUUUAUUUGCGAGAGUGGGAUUGAUGGAGGGAUAUAGAAUGUAAAUAGAUGCGAACAUUUCUCUAGACUGUAAUAUAGAAUCUCCCUCAAUUGGGUUUCCAGGAAACACGAUUCGAGAUAGAAUGUACAAGAUGUAAGGAUGGCAUGCUGUGUCUAAAACAUGGCAUAACUGAGUUUAAAACGACAUCCUACGACCAUAUAUCAUCAAUUGAGUUUUACUCUUCCAUAA
Messenger RNA from Papaver somniferum (opium poppy), 1367 nucleotides. RefSeq lists its product as uncharacterized. Lineage: Eukaryota; Viridiplantae; Streptophyta; Magnoliopsida; Ranunculales; Papaveraceae. The record is from RefSeq and is a predicted model, not a curated record. Bases 117 to 1103 code for a protein of 328 amino acids. The transcript is spliced from 3 exons.